AUGUCUUCUGAUUAUGGUGAAAGCAAUAACCCUGCUCCAUGGAAGCUGGAAGAGAUUGUUUCAAUUAUUAUAGUGUGCAUUAUCUUUCUUACACUGAGUGAUUGCUACGGCCUAUUCAAGCGUCUGUUGUGUGAAAUUUUCCAAGGCAGAAACCAGGUUCCAAGGCGGUUUCUAGAUGUGACCGUUCUGGACGAUGAUCCUUCCCUGCAGGUUCAAAGCAGAGGAUUGGAGUUCUGUGUGGUGGAGUCUCUUCCAACGAUUGAGUUCAAGAGAAACGAGGGAGAACAAGACAAGGGAAGUAAUGUGGAAUGUGUCAUUUGUCUUGGAGAGUUUGAGGAAGGGGAGAGGCUGAAACAUCUUCCAGAAUGCAGCCAUAGCUUCCAUGUUUCAUGCAUUGACAAGUGGUUUCAGUCUCAUUCAAACUGUCCUCUGUGUAGAGCAUUGGUGCAUCAUCCCAUGCUGCACUGUUCCUUAGAUGCUUCUCACACAUUGCUACAGCCUUUGAGGAGGGAAGACUUUGAAAGGGAAAAUCUGCCUAACACACAACAGUUCCUUCCCCCUUGA
Messenger RNA from Vigna radiata var. radiata (mung bean), 564 nucleotides. Its product is annotated as RING-H2 finger protein ATL66-like. Lineage: Eukaryota; Viridiplantae; Streptophyta; Magnoliopsida; Fabales; Fabaceae. Gene Ontology annotation, biological process: protein ubiquitination. The transcript has a single exon. The record is from RefSeq and is a predicted model, not a curated record. Gene Ontology annotation, molecular function: transferase activity. The coding region runs from base 1 to 564 and encodes 187 amino acids.